Molecule: messenger RNA, 3156 nt
Organism: Xyrichtys novacula (pearly razorfish)
Lineage: Eukaryota; Metazoa; Chordata; Actinopteri; Labriformes; Labridae
Source: the annotation of a GenBank genome assembly
GCCCUUCUCUCCGUCACUUCCCUGACAAGCUUCACGUUUUCCCACUGUGACCUCAGACUGUCGUUGAACUAAUGUACGCCACCUAUCUAUAGCUUCACCGACAGCCGGAGGCGAAUCAUAUUAGCCCAUUAAAUUAACUGACCACUUAAAUUUUUUGUUUUACCUCCGACUUUUUGUCCACGCACAGACCAGAAGGAGUCAUGGCCGAGAUCGACGAGCUGUCCCCGGCUGCGGGCCCGGUGUCCAUCCGGCCACCUGAGGACGAGAUCGACGACGAUGAGGAUGAAGAUGUAGGUUGCUAGUUUUUGUGAGGAACCUUUGAAGGGUUAAAGAACUAAUGAACUUAAAGUUAAACUGUCUUUUGAUCAUGUUUCAGUUUUUAUCGCGAGUCAUUGCUGAUUGCAUGAACCCCACAAGGCUAACAUGCUGGCUAACCAGCUGCCUGUAGUGGCUGUUAUGCCUUAUUUUGUCAAACAUGACAUUUUAAGCAAAUAACCUUGUCGAAGCUUCCAAAGUCAACUGUUUUUUUUCUAAUUACCUUUCAUGUAGAAGUCCUAAAUUCUUACAAAUUUGCAUGGAUGUGUCGAAAUUGAUACUGACGAGUAGGGCUGGGUGAUAUGGGAAAAAGUUUAUCACGAUAUAUUUUUUUCAUAUUAGUCGUUAUCGAUUUGUAUCACCAUCUAAAAAAUGAAAUUUUACAGUGCUUAUUGGUAGCAUGUCUUUUGCAAUGCAGUAAGCUACUGCAUCUGUGAGGUCUUUGUGUCUCUAAGAUGUUUUGUCGCGAGCCGUUGCGUUAAAGAAAGCGAACUAAAUGGUUGGCUGUUUCGGCUGCAUAGGCGCCAUCGGCUCCUUGCUCCGCUCAAGGUUUGAAGUGCUGUUGGCUUCAUGUGUUAAAGUGAUAUAGUUGCGUGUAGCUGCAGCCUGCUACUACACAGUUGUUUGCCGCUUGGUUCUAAUUCAGCACAUGAUUGGUUCGGCUGGAAGCUGACUUGGAGCAACUCCCCUUUUCAUUGGCUAUUCAUAAAGUCUACCAAAACAUGGCAGAAUGCUGACUAUUGAAAAGCAUAUUUACCAUGUUUCAUAUUGAUAUUGAAGGAAAUUAAUUUUUGGUAUAUAUCAUUAUAAUUGUAUUGCCCAGCCCUACUGAUAAGUUGUUGAUUCAUUAUCAGUCUAUUUUCUCUUUUAGUUCGAUGAGACGCUCAUGGAGAGGUUGUGGGGCCUGACGGAGAUGUUUCCUGACACAGUUCGCACAGCUGCUGAGAUGUCUGCACAGUGUUCUGUAUCGCUGGCAAAGAAGUUUUACAGGUAUUUGCUUUCAACCGAUUUUAUCUCACAUAUUGUGCAUUAUUUGUUGUAUGUCUAAGCAGAACAGAACUACAAAUUAACUGUUCAUGUAAGAGGUUUGAUUUAAGCUGCAUUCAUUGAAUAUGACGGGCGUUCUUUUAGAGCCAUACUUUCGUUGUUAAAAUUACAGCAUAUCCUAAAUUACUGGAAGGUAAUCUCUGACAUGGUGGAUCACUUUUUUCAGCUUUUCUCGCUCGGCUCUCUGGGUUGGAACUACCUCUUUUAUGAUCUUAGUGCUGCCUGUUGUGUUUGAAACGGAAAGACUACAGCUAGAGCAGCAGCAGCUACAACAGCAAAGACAGGUGAGUGUCUCAAAGGCAUGUGGUGUUUACAAUUGUAGUUUUGACCCUUUUUGGUGCAGGAGCAACUACAAAAACUUAAUAGGCAUGGAUAAGUAAGAUGCAGUGAUAUCAGUUCAGUGGUACAAGUGAAAUAGGCAAAAAGACAAUAUACACAUCCAUAAACAGCCUCAAUUACAAACUCUUUCCUCCCUAGAUCCUGUUGGGACCCAACACUGGAAUGUCUGGCGGGAUGCCAGGCAUGAUGCCUCCUGCACCUGGUAAGAUGUGAGAGACCGUGAGGAACCAGCAUGAACCUGAAAUCCACUGCUAGUGACACAGCAUGGCUGGCCACAAGGAGAGAAAGAGAGACUUUGGAGAAUAGCAAUGGACUGCAGUUAAAUGUGAAAAAAGAAAAAGCUGUAUGUCGGUAGCACAACAUUUCACCCUCUGCAACAUAACGGAUGAGCUGCUGGAGGAUGUGGCGUUUCUCACACUUCUCCCUCACUGUCUCUCCUUACUCUUCAUGUAAAGACUUUCUCUCCCAGGAGCACGGCUUCUUUUUUCUGUUUUUCUCUUUUUUUAAAAACAUAUUCCUUUAUCAACAAAUGGCUUAAAUUGAAUGAAAAAUUUGGGAGGUUUGUAAUUUUUUUUUUGUGUUGGUGUGAAAAACAUUGUGCACAUUAUUUGGAAGGAUGUUGGAUUUGGUUAUCAUAUUUUGGCAGGCUCAUCUUUUUUUAUGGAGAGUUAUGUGAAAAGAAUACCUAAUGCAUUGUAGAGGGUACCAGAUAAUAUAAAUUGUUGAAGUUGGAAUGGCUGGUUGAAGUUCCACCAUAUAAAUGACAGCCUGUGCGGUGCAGUGUGCAUUUCUGUCUUUACAAUCAUUACAGCUCCUUAUUGUACCAUAGAUAGCUAUACACUAAGAGGGCAAUGCCUCUUACUUCAUACAACAGUAACAUGUUCUGUUUCACUGCUAUUGAACAAUGGAAUGUAAUGUAACAACUCCAGGUCUCAUGCUGUGCAAUUAUUACUAGGUAAUUUUUACUUUUCCAUAGCGUCAUAAAUGUAAUAAGUUUAUCAUUUAUAAGGGGACAUGUAAUAGGUUUUCAGGAAGAAUUAUGGCAGUGUUGGAAGAUUUAGUUGUGUUGUUAUAUGUCCAGUCUUAAGAAAGUGUUAUUCUCUAUGUCAUACAUCGUCACCCUAUUAAAAUAAUGGCCUAAGUCAUUUUUUGGCAAAAAUGAGAUUUUGGCCUAAAUCAUCUCUUGAUUGUAGCUAAGAGACGGAUUAAUUGUCCAGCCAAUUAAUUAGGCAGAUUCAUGGUGUUUUGACAUAAUCAACACCAUAUCAUCUCUUGAGAUGAUUUAGAGAUGAGUUAGGCGAAAAACUCCCUUUCGUCAAAAAUUACUGAGGCCAUUAUUUUAAUAGGGUGACAACAUGUGAUAACACACAAUCAGUUGACUGUUCAGUAAGCAAAGCCAUGUCUGUUUUGUGUCAAACAUGACUGCAGCAAUUAAAACACCCUAUCAAAUGUACA